Messenger RNA from Closterium sp. Yama58-4, 1962 nucleotides. The record is from the annotation of a GenBank genome assembly. NCBI's taxonomy places the organism in Eukaryota, Viridiplantae, Streptophyta, Zygnematophyceae, Desmidiales, Closteriaceae.
AUGUGCCUGCAUAUGCUAUAUAAGAGUGAACACAAGCACCUCGACAUACCUCACACCAGGCACGAUGCCUCUAAGCUAUUGCCUUUCCACAAAAGAGCGCGGCGCUCUCAUAGUAUUCUCUCCCACAGCGCUCUCAUAUUCUCUCCCACAGCGCUCUCAUAUUCUCUCCCACAGCGCUCUCAUAUUCUCUCCCACAGCGCUCUCAUACUCUCUCCCACAGCGCUCUCAUAUUCUCUCCCACAGCGCUCUCAUAUUCUCUCCCACAGACCUCUCAUAUUCUCUCCCACAGCGCUCUCACACUCCCUACCCCGGCGUCAUCGCAUUCCCUCACACUCAUCCCAUUUCCAGGUAACGACCCAUCCCCAGCGCCCUCACAUUCUCUACCCCAGCGCCCUCACGCUCCCGUCCACAGCGCCAGCACAAUGCCCUCCAGAUUGCCCUAAGCCCAUCGCGGCGCCUACCCCAUCCCUCAACUCCCCAUCCCUCACCUCCCCAUCCCUCACCUCCCCAUCCCUCAACUCCCCAUCCCUCAACUCCCCAUCCCUCAUCUCCCCUUCCCUUCCUCCCUGUUUCCCCGUAUCCCCUGCGCUGCUUCCCCCCAUCCUCCGACUUGCUUCCCCCCAGUUCCUUCCCUGCUUUCCCCCGUCCCCUCCCCUGCCUCCCCCCAUCCCCGUCCCUGCGUGCCCCCAUCCCUUCCCUGCUCCCCCCCAUCCCCUUCCCUGCUUCCCCCCAUCCCCUUCCCUGCUUCCCCCCGUCCCCUUCCCUCCUUCCCCCCGUCCCCCUCCCACCAUCCCCCCAUCCCCUUCCCUGCUUCCCCCCAUCCCCUUCCCUGCUUCCCCCCAUCCCCUUCCCUGCUUCCCCCCAUCCCCUUCCCUGCUUCCCCCCAUCCCCUUCCCUGCUUCCCCCCAUCCCCUUCCCUGCUUCCCCCCAUCCCCUUCCCUGCUCCCCCCCAUCCCCGUCCCUGCUCCCCCCCAUCCCCUUCCCUGCUCCCCCCCAUCCCCUUCCCUGCUUCCCCCCGUCCCCUUUCCUCCUUCCCCCCGUCCCCUUCCCUCCUUCCCCCCGUCCCCUUCCCUCCUUCCCCCCGUCGCCCUCCCUUCACCCUUGCUCCCUCUGUUUCACCCUUGCGCCCUCACAUUCUCUACCCCAGCGCCCUCACGCUCCCGUCCACAGCGCCAGCACAAUGCCCUCCAGAUUGCCCUAAGCCCAUCGCGGCGCCUACCCCAUCCCUCAACUCCCCAUCCCUCACCUCCCCAUCCCUCACCUCCCCAUCCAUCAUCUCCCCAUGCCUCGCCUCCUUAUCCCUCAUCUCCCCGUGCUCACACUCCUUUUUCCCUCAUCUAUUGUCUUUUAGAUGCCCCCCCGGUCACUCUGAAUCCUCCUUCUCGCAUCCCAUUUCCGCCCUGCUCACUCUCUUCCCCCCCUGCUCACUAUGUUUCCCCCUGCUCACUAUGUUUCCCCCUGCUCACUUCCCCCAUCCUCACUCUCUUCCCCCUUGCUCACUCUCUUCCCCCCCCUGCUCACUCUUUUCCCCCUGCUCACUGUCUUUCCCCCUGCUCACUUCCCCCCCCUCACUCUCUUCCCCCUGCUCACUCCUUUCCCCCCUGCUCACUGUCCUUUCCCCCUGCUCACUGUCCUUUCCCCCUGCUCACUGUCCUUUCCCCCUGCUCACUGUCCUUUCCCCCUGCUCUCUUCCCCCCUCCUCACUCUCUUCCUCCCUGCUCACUCUCUUCCCCCCUGCUCACUCUAUUUCUCCCUGCUCAAUUUCUUCCCUUCUGCUCUCCCCCAUCCCCUGCACUCUGUUUUUCCUUUCUCAUUCUGUUUCCUGCUGCUCAUUCCCUUAUCCGACCCCUGGCUACUGUGUUUCCCCGUUCACUCACCCCAGUCACCCCUCAUGCAGUGUACAGGUGCCCAGCACCAACACCAGGUGUGGGGUGUGUCACCGCAAGUCUUGGUUUAGUCUGA